AUGGCCAACUCGUUCAAGCGCUUCCUGACCAUAUUCGGCUACAAGCUGGACCGAGACGUCGAGGGAGUUCGGGCCCCGGACGAUCUAAAACCUUUGAAGGGAGCGCCGAAGAUCGAACCAUCGACGAUCGAAGAAGCUCGCGAAAAACCAUCUACUGCUGACGAGAACAACGUGGCAGCCGUCACCCGACCUGGAGCGACGACUCAGGCCAGCCGCGGUCAUUCGAAGCGCGCCGACGCCGCCAUCGCGACCCUAGAUUCGAGUUCUGGUGCCUCUACCAGCGAUGAGUACACGUCUGCAGACCAGGACCAUUCCAACUUGGCAAGAAAUAUUGCCGCUUAUGGUUACGAGCCUUCCGCGUCAAGCGACGAAGAGGACCAGGUGGCCGUGGACGUGCCGGUCAGGCAGCCCGGGCCAGCAACAUGGUGCUCCUGCGGUCACCGCUGCGGCGACAUGCCUACAGAAAGAGAGAGGGUCUGUUGCACAGAGCUACAAAAGGUGGCGAACACAGCUGAGAGUUACGAAUGCAUUGCUAAGCACCCGCUCUUUGAAUUGUAUUGCCUCAACAGGCAUAUACUCGACGUGGAGUAUCUCAAACUGAAGCAUUACUUCCCAUACCAGCUUGGAAAACGCACCUUGAAAGAGUAA
Messenger RNA from Dermacentor silvarum, 648 nucleotides. RefSeq lists its product as uncharacterized. The record is from RefSeq and is a predicted model, not a curated record. NCBI's taxonomy places the organism in Eukaryota, Metazoa, Arthropoda, Arachnida, Ixodida, Ixodidae. Bases 1 to 648 code for a protein of 215 amino acids. The transcript has 4 exons.